UCCAGCCCGACGCAUCCAAGAAAACCCGCCGCGUGUGUCUCUCUCUCUCCCCGCCGGUUUGACGCGUGAAUCAAGGCCAACCAGGACUGAGGAGAUAGUACCGGGCUCUGCAAGCUGGAACAUUCAUAUUCUUUUAUUUGUAUUUAUUUAUUUUUUUCUCCCCCAACGCUGGCAUCUUGUGAGAAUUAUCUCUGGUCACCUCCGCGGGUUUUUGAAAACAUACCGAUAAACUGGUGCGGUGCUCCGGUCAUGCUGCGCACCUGCCAGCCCUGCGCGCACGGACCGGACUGCUGAACGAAACAGCGGGGCAACUUUGGAGGGGGAAGAAGUUGCCAUCAAAUCGGCUGCUGAAGCGGGGGGUGGAGGGGGCAAACUAAGUCCCUCCAUCGAGUAGAAGCACCUUUUUUUCUUCACAAUUUCACCCCUUGACAGGAAGGCGAAACGGCGACUUCAGUUGAUUAUCUGUCUUUCCUUUGCUAUCCAAUGGAUAUUCACUGCAAAGCAGACCCCUUCACAGCGAUGCACCGGCACGGAGGUGUGAACCAGCUCGGCGGGGUGUUUGUGAACGGCAGACCCCUCCCGGACGUGGUGAGGCAGCGGAUCGUGGAGCUGGCCCACCAGGGCGUCCGGCCCUGCGAUAUUUCCCGACAACUGCGGGUCAGCCACGGCUGCGUCAGCAAGAUCCUGGGAAGAUACUACGAGACUGGUAGCAUCAAACCAGGUGUGAUUGGGGGGUCUAAACCUAAAGUGGCCACCCCAAAAGUGGUGGACAAAAUCGCAGACUACAAGAGACAAAAUCCCACAAUGUUUGCCUGGGAGAUCAGAGACAGGCUGCUGGCUGAGGGCGUGUGUGACAACGACACUGUCCCUAGCGUCUCGUCCAUUAACAGGAUUAUCAGAACAAAAGUCCAGCAGCCUUUCCACCCGUCUCCUGAUGGGUCAUCACUGUCAGCACCCGGCCAUACAAUCGUACCAAGCACAGCAUCUCCACCUGUAACCAGCGCUUCCAACGACCCUGCAGGAUCCUACUCCAUCAAUGGGAUUCUGGGUAUUCCACGAUCCAAUGGUGAAAAGAGGAAAAGAGAUGACGAUGGUUCAGAUGGUUCUGGCCCAAACAGUGAUUCUCAAGGUAGUGUGGAGAGUUUACGGAAACACCUGAGGGCAGAUGCCUUCACCCAGCAGCAGCUGGAAGCGUUGGACCGGGUCUUUGAACGCCCCUCGUACCCUGAUGUCUUCCCCACACCGGAGCAUAUUAAACCAGAACAGGCUAAUGAGUACACGCUCCCUGCCCUGAAUUCCAGCCUGGACGAAGUCAAGCCCAGUUUAUCCUCUAGCGCCAACCCAGACCUGGGCCCCAGCGUGUCGCAAAGCUACCCUGUAGGUCGGGAUAUGGCCAACACCACCCUACCUGGGUAUCCCCCUCACGUUCCCCCCACAGGCCAAGGCAGCUAUCCCACCUCCACACUCGCUGGAAUGGUUCCUGGGAGUGAGUUUUCGGGGAACCCCUAUAGUCAUCCACAGUACACAACCUACAAUGAAGCCUGGCGAUUCAGCAACCCAGCAUUACUAAGUUCCCCUUAUUAUUAUAGUGCCGCAUCGAGAGGCUCCGCCCCUCCCACUGCUGCCACUGCCUAUGACCGUCACUAGUUACCAUGGAAACCAAAUCAACCUGCAGGACCAUGGCCUCAGCCUCCACAUUGCCCCGGUGUGAACAGCACGGUCCAUUGGACACUGAGCAGCUGCACAUAAUAUGUUCCCGGCUCAUACAAAAAGAAACUUUUUUUGGGGGGAUUCAAGGCGACUGUUGUCCUAUCUCAUUGCAGCUUUUUUUUUUCUUCUUCUUUUUUGGACACACAAUGCCAAGAUAAAAUGAAAUUAAAUAAAUAAAAAAUCCGCAAGACAUCAUCACUGACACUGAAAGACAUUUCACACUCAUUUUGAAAGUUGUGGCUAAUUUUGCAGGUUUAAAAAAAGUAUGAAAAAAAAGAGCCGAGACAAAAGUAUCUGGAUUUUUUUUUUCUCCUCCUGCUGUGCUACACUGUUAACCCAUCGUGGAUCAAUACUUCACAUUCCUUUCUUUGAUGGCUCUCAGCAGGGACAUUGUCCCAAGCUUGAAAUGUAGCAACAGCCCUUUUUUCCUUCUUUUUUUUCUCCUUUUUUUUCGAUUUGUUUCCCACUUGAUUCAAACGGCAACGCAGAGAGAUCACGGGAGAUUAGCAGCAACACGUGCAGGCUGUGACAGCUGUUUUUACCCAUUUGAACAGUCCUCGACCAAACAUCCAGCAUGAAUAAAAUGUUCUCUUUUGAUGCCAUGAGAAGAUUAGGACAUAUUCCCUGUGAUACACAAUCAAGAUGUAAAAAUGAAAAUGAAGUAAAUAAAGAAACAUCAGUUUGAGAAUAGAGGGAGCCGUGACUGUAUAGCACCAUGGCCUACUAUUUGCAAGGUUUCAAUAAACUAGUAAAUAUAUUCUUAAAAUAAUUUUUUUAUUUCAUUUUUAUAAUUCGUAAUGACUAAACUGCAGACUGCUUGGCUAAUGUUUUACUAUUUCUUCUUUGUCAGGAUUCCAGAUUUCAUCAGACGAAACCUUUCUAUGUUGUUUUUUUGUCUUUGUUAAUUUUGCACUAUUUUGGUGGUUUGCAUCACUGGAGCAUUAUUAUGCAGAAAAAAAGGAUUUGCAUAUAUGCUUUGUCUCACAAAAACUCACUGUAAGUCUAAUUAGUCUCAAUCUGAAAAGGCACUUACAGUUUUGCGGUUAAUCUUGUAAUCCAAGGCCCAUCAUGUCACUGACUUGACGUGCACUAUACUACUGAAUGAUCCCACAGCUUAUACUUUGAUUUAAGUUGAUUAAGUCUUUGGCAUUCAUCCACAGAAAAGGAUAUAAGAGCCAUCUCCAAUUCGAACUUCUGUCAUCAUUUGUCUGAUUUUUAAGCAUCCAGAUUCACUCUGAUAUGAUGAUUCUGAUGACUACGAUGAUUUCAAAAAGCAGGGCGAUAAUUUCAGCUAAAUGCCUUAAACAUGACUCCUCCUGACUUUAGCUCCCUCACAUGUUCUGGGCCAAUUCUUUCUUUGAAUCAAGUUGGAAUAAUGGUUUCUUCAUCUGUCAAGUGAAUGUAUUUAUAUUUGCCAAAGACUUAGUUCUUGUUAAUGUUUAUUUACAGGCUGCUGAUAUGCGUCAUCAGAGCAGUAUUAUUAUUAGGAAAAGCCCACAUUGUUCACAAGGAAAACUAUAUGUUUGAAUUCUAUGCAGUGCAGAGAUGGUCAUCAUAUGCAUAUUCAGCUGCAAACCUAAAGGUAGGUGGAGUUUAUUUAAUGUUAUGUUAUGUUAUGUUAUGUUAUGUUAUUUGCAAAUUGUUCAUUUUGUAGAGGCAUUUUUGUGUGUGAUGUGAAGACACUUCUCUGUAAAUACAAUAAGGAAAAAAUGUUCAUGGGUAUUAUCACUUUCA
Cololabis saira (Pacific saury) is the source of this 3444-nucleotide messenger RNA. It is a transcript of the gene pax2b, whose product is annotated as paired box 2b. The transcript has 10 exons. NCBI's taxonomy places the organism in Eukaryota, Metazoa, Chordata, Actinopteri, Beloniformes, Belonidae. Gene Ontology annotation, molecular function: DNA-binding transcription factor activity, RNA polymerase II-specific; RNA polymerase II cis-regulatory region sequence-specific DNA binding. The record is from RefSeq and is a predicted model, not a curated record. Bases 484 to 1647 code for a protein of 387 amino acids. Gene Ontology annotation, biological process: anatomical structure development; regulation of transcription by RNA polymerase II.